This is a messenger RNA of Pocillopora meandrina, 2566 nucleotides long. The record is from the annotation of a GenBank genome assembly. Lineage: Eukaryota; Metazoa; Cnidaria; Anthozoa; Scleractinia; Pocilloporidae.
AUGCCUGUAACACCCGAAGACCUUGUGGGUCUUUUGGCCCUGAUCACGAGCGAGAGGAAUUAUCAGAUCACAAAUAGCCAGCGCCUGAAAGGAGGAUUUCUGACAGGCAUUGGAGCCACUGUUGGCGGUGUGUGUGGUGGACCUUUUGGUGUUGUUGUGGGAGGCCUAGUCGGCGGAUCACUAGCUGCUUGGAAAGGAAAAUCGACCACAAUACCAUUAGACCAAUACUUGAUGGAUAUGGACAAAGAACAGAGGCAAGCGAUGUUUGCGUAUAUGAAUUACCUUAUAGAAGAUAGCCAUGUUCAAAACUUUGUUGCCCUGAACGCUAAAGUUGCCACCGACCCCGAUCUCAAACGACGAUUUUUGGAUGUGCUGUUGUGCUAUUUGAAGGUAGAACUGAGGCUCAAUGUGAUCGAAUGAAUGAAGAGAAUGAAGGAAAGAAGCUUGUCGUCACUAGAACAAGAACUUGGUUGAAAUUGGAAAGGUUCAAUUGAAUUCAGAAAAACAGGAAACCUGAAAACCAUGUGGAAAAUUUCACAAAACUGGCAAGGAUAACAGUAAAAAUUUUCCAGUAAUUUAUUGUCUAUCACUAUUUCCAUUUUGCUCUAUUGUUUAGGAAAGAUUUGAAAUACGCAUUGACACUAGAUUUUCUACAGAGCCGCACAAACAUAUGCAAAUAACCGUGCAUGAUAAAAUGAUUGAAGUUAUUCUUGUUUUCACGACAUAAAACAGUUUAAGACUUUUUCAUCUAAAAAAACUGUGAUGCUUUGUCUUUUAGUAUACUUGAAUGAUUCUUGUUCAAUUUAUCGUCUUUAUUUCCCGUCAGGUUGUAGUUUUGAGGGUAGCUUUUAUUCAAAUAAGAAACAUUUUUGGCAAAAAUCUACCAUUGCCAUGGCGAGUUUUAACCCAUUGAUCACAUUUUAUGAAUUUUAAGAACUGACAACAGAACAAUGCGAUUUCGAUGAAAUUAUACUUUUAUUGAAAUAACGAAUAUAUAUUGAUGCAAAAAUAUCAGGAAAGUGUAUCUUGUUUGACCGUGAUUCUGAAUGAUUUUUACUCGAGCGAAACAUAUUAGCAAGGAGGAAGAGUCAGUUUCACUUAGCCUGCACUCUCGUAAAUGGACAAACUCGCGAAAAUUUAGCUAGCGGAAAACCUGUCAUUUUUCUGUUUCUUUUUUACUUUCUUCCGUUUUUGAUUACCUUUUUUUCUCGGGGGGGAUGGGAGGGGGUGGAAGGGGGUGACGGGAUUGAUCUUUCAGGCCAGCGGACGCAAGUCACGUGGUCAAUGAAGAAGCUCAUUCUCGCCCUCUGCGUCACCCUCGAUUCUUCAUUCACUCAAGAAAAAAAUCACUAAAUUAAAAAAUAAAUAGUCUAAUUAGAUAGAUGACUAAGUUUCUUUGUUCUUUUUGCAAAAUGAACAUCUAAAGCGUGUGUAAAAGAGACAAUGCACAAGAAAUCAUCUGGGUUCUGGUCUAAUCACAAGAGGUCUGUAUCUCUCGAACGUUCGCAAUCUUCCAAACUGUCUGUGUUGAUAGAUGUAUCUGGACAAAAUCAAACAUGCCAAUGAAGUCUUAUUAUUCUCGCACAAACGACGCUUUUAACAUGUUUAAUCUGGAACCGAAGAUAUAUGCAAUCCAUCAACUUUUUCUAUAGAUAAUGUUCUCAUUCAAGAAAUGGCCUUUUUUAGGUUUAAUUAUAGACGCGCAAACCUUAGAAUAAACGACUGAGGGCUAGUAAUCAGUACUAACUAAUGUGGAGGUUAAUAUAUUCAUCCAUUGUAGCUGAAGUGAUUUGAUAACUUGGCACAGGCGCCGGUUAUAACGGCGUGCGAAGGAUUCACGCGAAGAAAAAUUAAAGAACUUGCCAUUCGGCAUAAUUAUUUUACUCCUUUCUCCUUAACUUUGCUCUCGAUAAAGGAUUUUCUGUAUAUUAUUUACGUAUUAGAGGUGAGUUAGAAGAUAUUUUUUUAUUGUUAUAUUGCACGCGUUGCAUACCUAUUGCUAUAAUUAGACACCUGAUGACCUCAUGUCUACUCAAACAUAGAAAUGAGGCUAACAACAAUGGGGAAAGUCCCAGCCGUCUACCGGAACUGAUCUUUCAUUUUGUUUCCUUAUUAUCAGUACUUUCGCUUUCCUUCAGUCGACAUGCCGGUUUCCGUGACUGAUUUGCAGCGUGUUAUGGCCAUUCUGGCCGAUGAAGAUGAACUUAAAGUAACCGUCAGAGGUGCUGCCUAUGGCGGUGUUAUCGCAGGAAUUACUACGACUGUUGGAGGACUUCUUGGUGGACCGGCUGGGUUGCUCGUUGGAGGCGCUGUUGGCGGAGCAUUAGCCUAUGGCACUUCGGGAGAUUUCAAGCCUGCUUCCCAAGUGAUCAAAGACAUGAACGCUCACGACAGGCAACUUCUUUACGACAGUGUUAAAGAAAUCCUCGAAAACUUGGCGAUCGACGAUUACCUAGCUCUUAUGGCCUUCCUGAGUGGUCCUGGAUUGGUGGUUCGACAACAACUCAUGGACAGACUGGUUUUAUUUCUGAGGAAUAAUAUGCGACUUCAAGUGCCUCAAAGUUAA